CAAUAAGCAACAGCGCGCGGAAAUCAAACGCCAACGACAAGCAUGAAGAAGGAGAAAAUAAUUGAAAUAGAAAAACACAAAGAAAACAAACAUGGAUUCUGAAAUUAAGUAUAAAAACGCGACAGACGCAAGUGACACAGAUGAGAGUGUCAGUUUUGACGAAGUUUCUACUGUUGCUAAAUUGUGGAUGUUGAACUUUAUGUUUCUGGAUCUGUGUCGACAGUUCAAGGAAGACGACUACGAUGAAUUCAAUGAAAAGUGUUUGGCUUUCUCGGCCACUUCUUCUACACCGAAUGGAAAUAUCUGUAAAGAGAAAUUGACGAUAUGUGCCUUCCUUACAAGAGUCAUGCAUGGAGAUCAGUUGGAUGUUGAAUUUGAAGAGGAAGCAGGUGUGAUGCCUCUGAUGUCUGCUGCCAAAGUAUGGUCAAGCCUAGAGUACGCUGUGGAGGACGAGAUGUUCAAAAACAUCGCCCAACUUUUGCUUGUCCAGUCUGUGGCUGUUUGCUUGGUGCAAGGCCAAAGAUCUUCUGCCUCCUCUGCCCUCAAGUGGUUUGAGAAUAACGGUGACUUCUCACAGCACAACUUGAUAGUUAAGCUGUCGACAAUAGUGACAAAGGGGGAAACCUACCACCCAUUCCUCGUGAGCUUCAGCUUCAGCCGCCUGCUGAAGUCGAUUAAAUCUUUCUUGGAUGCCUACUUGGAGAUUGAUCCCUGUGACUACCUCUUCAAGGAAGCCACAAAGGAGGCGCAGUCGUUAAAAAGGGAACGGUUGAAAUGUUGGGAUGAAGCCGACAUAUCAAAAGAGAACAGAAAGGAAAAUGAGAAGAAGGCGGUUGGUUUGAGAACAAAACGGAAACUACUGUCAACUAAAACAUUGGAUAUAUUGCCGACAGAUUCGUGCAAGAAGUCGUUUGUCUCUCUCAGAAGAAUCCCCCACAGCGCGUUAUCUGAAGUGACGUCCGCAAAGUCAAUGGACACCUCGAAGGUAAAAAAAAACCGAAAACCACCUCAGAAAUGGACGCUCCAGCUGGACAAAUACCUUGAGGCUGGAGUUAAACGUCACGGCCAGGGAAGUUGGUCUCGCAUAUUAAUGGAUUUUGACUUUGACGGGCGCACUGGCACCAUGCUCAAAGACCGCUGGAGAGUUUUAAUGAAGACGCAUAAAGUAGGCUAGAGAGGGAGAGUCACUCUAACUUUUACAUUGUUGCAAUGUACCUGUAAAUACAGCUCGACCUAACCUUCAUCAGCCCAUAGCUUCAUUUCUCUUGCACCAAGAACAUAUACCACUAGAGGGCACUCAACACAAUGAUUAUUUGAGCUAUAUCUAUGGCCUUCUAUCAUGGGAUACAUUUGAUAGUUCACUCAUUUAACCCCUUUCAACACAUCGGCUAAACUCUUAAAAUAAAUCCUUUUGUGUUGUGCUUUGUUGGCAUCAAAUAUAUUUCAUACCACUAGACGGCACUCAAUUCACUGAACUCUGCUGUUUGUGUUGCUUCUAUCAUCGAGAACAUUUCAUGUUUGUUUGUUUUUAUUUUCUUGGCGGGAAAUCAGUUCACACAUGUAAAAUAUUGUUGUAAUUUUAAGUUAAAACAUUGUGCUAUAACAUUGCAGGAAACUAAUACAACAUUGGCUUGGUACAAUUAAAAUUAUGAUUUCCUCUGACGGGUGCUUAAUGUGUAAUAAAAAGGGUGAAAUACUG
Cyclopterus lumpus (lumpfish) is the source of this 1699-nucleotide messenger RNA. RefSeq names its product telomeric repeat binding factor (NIMA-interacting) 1 (gene terf1). The transcript is spliced from 10 exons. Gene Ontology annotation, cellular component: nucleus; chromosome, telomeric region. Gene Ontology annotation, biological process: telomere maintenance. The record is from RefSeq and is a predicted model, not a curated record. Bases 92 to 1174 code for a protein of 360 amino acids. Gene Ontology annotation, molecular function: protein homodimerization activity; telomeric repeat DNA binding. Lineage: Eukaryota; Metazoa; Chordata; Actinopteri; Perciformes; Cyclopteridae.